Merops nubicus (carmine bee-eater) is the source of this 1094-nucleotide messenger RNA. RefSeq names its product E3 ubiquitin-protein ligase HACE1. NCBI's taxonomy places the organism in Eukaryota, Metazoa, Chordata, Aves, Coraciiformes, Meropidae. The record is from RefSeq and is a predicted model, not a curated record. The transcript has 10 exons. The annotation marks the transcript as partial. Gene Ontology annotation, molecular function: protein binding.
AUAAUGAAACUGCUGUCUAUACACUGAUGCCGAUGGUCAUGGCUGACCAGCACAGAUCUGUCUCAGAGCUGCUAUCAAAUUCAAAAUUUGAAGUGAAUUAUGCAUUUGGACGUGUCAAGAGAAGUUUGCUUCAUAUUGCAGCAAACUGUGGAUCAGUUGAAUGCCUUGUUCUGUUAUUAAAAAAAGGAGCAAAUCCAAACUAUCAGGACAUUUCAGGAUGCACACCUCUCCAUUUAGCAGCAAGGAAUGGCCAGAAGAAAUGUAUGAGCAAGCUGCUGGAAUACAGUGCAGAUGUCAACAUUUGUAAUAAUGAAGGCUUGACUGCAAUUCAUUGGUUGGCUGUUAAUGGACGAACAGAAUUGCUUCAUGAUCUUGUUCAGCAUGUCAGCAAUGUAGAUGUUGAAGAUGCAAUGGGUCAGACAGCCCUUCAUGUCGCUUGUCAGAAUGGACACAAGACAACGGUGCAGUGUCUGCUGGACAGCGGUGCGGAUAUAAACAGGCCCAAUGUGUCAGGGGCAACUCCCCUCUAUUUUGCUUGCAGCCAUGGUCAGAGAGACACUGCACAAAUUCUUUUGAUGAGAGGAGCCAAAUAUUUACCAGACAAAAAUGGUAUCACUCCGCUGGAUCUCUGUGUACAGGGUGGUUACGGAGAGACUUGUGAAGUCUUAAUACAGUAUCAUCCUCGACUCUUUCAGACAAUAAUUCAAAUGACACAGAAUGAAGAUCUAAGGGAAAACAUGUUGCGGCAAGUUCUGGAACAUCUGUCUCAGCAGAGUGAAAGCCAGUAUCUUAAAAUCCUAACAAGCCUUGCUGAAGUUGCUACAACAAAUGGUCACAAACUGCUUAGCUUGUCAAGUAAUUAUGAAGCUCAAAUGAAGAGUCUCUUAAGGAUCGUGAGGAUAUUUUGCCAUGUCUUUCGCAUUGGCCCAUCCUCUCCCAGUAAUGGAAAUGACAUGGGCUACAAUGGAAAUAAAACUCCAAGAAGUCAGGUGUUCAAGGUCAGAAAAGUAUAUGAUGUUGUUAGGAAGAUAGACGUUAAAGAGAUGAAUUUCACAAAGCAUGCAUUCAUUAAUCAGACAUCUCAUGAACAGGAA